Molecule: messenger RNA, 1343 nt
Organism: Myotis brandtii (Brandt's bat)
Lineage: Eukaryota; Metazoa; Chordata; Mammalia; Chiroptera; Vespertilionidae
Gene: NOC4L
Product: nucleolar complex associated 4 homolog
Exons: 10
Coding region: 81-1295 (404 amino acids)
Biological process (GO): ribosome biogenesis
Cellular component (GO): Noc4p-Nop14p complex; small-subunit processome; nucleolus
Source: RefSeq, a predicted model, not a curated record
GCGCCUGCAGCCGCCUGUUCGGGGCCUUGCUGGAGCGGGGGGAGCUGUUCGUGGGCCAGCUGCCCCCGGAGGAGACCGUCAUGGCAGGGUCCCAGGGGGCCACGCGGAAGUACAAGGUGUGGAUGCGGCACCGUUACCAGAGCUGCUGCAACCGCCUGGCCGAACUCCUGGCCCAUCCCUCCUUCCAGGUCAAGGAGCUCGCCCUCAGUACCCUCAUGAAGUUCGUGCAGCUGGAAGGGGCGCACCCCCUGGAGAAGCCCAAGUGGGAGGGCAGUUACCUGUUUCCCCGCCAGCUCUUCAAGGCAGUGGUGGACGGCCUGCUGUCCCUGGAGGAGGACUGCUCGCUGCUCCUCUCCCAGUUCUCCCAGUACCUGGAGCAGGACGACGUGCGCUACCACGCGAUGCAGGCGGCCGCAGACACCGUGGCCAGGGUCGCCAACUCCCAGCCUCACGAGCCGUCGCCUCCCUGCCCUCUCCCUCGCAGAGCUGUCGGACAAGUGGAAGGUCACUCAUCUGAAGGUGAGAUGCUCCGGAGGGCGGGGGUCUCCCUGGGAACAGGCCCGUCCUGGGGUGCGGCCUCAGGCAGCAGGUGUGGGACUUGGGGAGAAGGCAGCCGCCUCUUUCCUGGCUUGGACAGCCCCUGGGUCACUCAGAGGACCCCGGGGGCGAGGAGGCCCCAGGCCGGCUGGAAACCCUUCCCCCACGCACAGGAGCACAGGAAAGCCUUCCAGCUGAUGUGGCUCGGCUUCCUCAAGCACAAGCUGCCCCUCAGCCUCUACAAGAAGGUGCUGGUGAUCAUGCAUGAGUCCAUCCUGCCCCACCUGGCCCAGCCCAGCCUCAUGAUCGACUUCCUCACCCGCGCCUACGACAUCGGGGGCGCCAUCAGCCUCCUCGCCUUGAAUGGACUUUUUAUCCUGAUUCAUGAGCAUAACCUGGAGUACCCCGAUUUCUACCGCAAGCUCUACGGCCUCCUGGACCCGUCCGUCUUCCAUGUCAAGUACCGGGCGCGCUUCUUCCAUCUGGCCGACCUCUUCCUGUCGUCCUCGUUGCCUGUGGGAGCUGCAGGCGCUCCGCAUUACCACCCCGAGGUGUCCAAGGCCGCCAGCGUCAUCAACCAGGCGCUGUCUGUGCCCGAGGCCAGCAUCGCGCCCCUCCUGGAGCUCACCGCCUUCGAGAUCUUCGAGCGAGACCUGAAGAAGAAGGGGCCCGAGGCUGUGCCUCUGGAGUUCAUCCCGGCGCAGGGCCUGCUGGGCCGGCGUGACGACCUCUGCGCCCAGCACUUCACACUCAGCUGACCCUGGGCCCCCCUCCCCCCAAUAAGUGGUUUUGUAGGAGCGACUCAG